Molecule: messenger RNA, 258 nt
Organism: Suillus fuscotomentosus
Lineage: Eukaryota; Fungi; Basidiomycota; Agaricomycetes; Boletales; Suillaceae
Product: family 3 glycoside hydrolase
Exons: 2
Coding region: 1-258 (85 amino acids)
Biological process (GO): glucan catabolic process
Molecular function (GO): beta-glucosidase activity
Source: RefSeq, a predicted model, not a curated record
AUGGGUCGUGUCCCCCAAGGUGGCCGUAACUGGGAGGGUUUCGGUGCAGAUCCUUUCCUAACUGGCGAAUCCGCAUACGAGACAAUUUUAGGCCUACAAAAUGGCGGAGUACAAGCCACUGCCGAGCACUUCAUCAACUAUGAGCAGGAACACUUCCCCACAUUAGAAUCUUCAAAUGUUGAUGAUCAGACUCAGCAUGAGAUUUACGCACACCCAUUCCUGCGCAGCGUUAUGGCCGUGGGUAGCGUUGGCACAUGA